This is a messenger RNA of Corythoichthys intestinalis (scribbled pipefish), 4152 nucleotides long. It is a transcript of the gene btr12, whose product is annotated as bloodthirsty-related gene family, member 12. The record is from RefSeq and is a predicted model, not a curated record. NCBI's taxonomy places the organism in Eukaryota, Metazoa, Chordata, Actinopteri, Syngnathiformes, Syngnathidae. The coding region runs from base 385 to 3993 and encodes 1202 amino acids. The transcript is spliced from 14 exons. Gene Ontology annotation, molecular function: zinc ion binding; protein binding.
GUGGGAAUUACAGCCUCAUUGCGAAGGGAGCGACGUCCGGAAAGCAUGCACAGUGAGUAUUUACUGACAUGACAAAGUAAUUCUUUUAACGUCAGGGUUAUUCUUUCGCAUUCUGAUGCCGCUACAAAUCUUGUUACUGUUAUUCAAGCGUAUUAACGAGUAAAUGAGAUGCUCUAUGACUCUUUGUGCCAUUGACGGAAUUAGACAUCCCAUCUAUUGGGAUUGGGUGAAGGCUAAUGAAUAUGUCCAAAGUCCAAAUGGAUGGGAGGUCUAGUAUGUUCUAUAGCAGCUAAUGUUUACCCCAAAUGAUAUUUCAAUGCUAAAAUGUCAGUCAGUAUGUUGUAAUAGAAAUGAAGGUUAGUCAGGUUGGUCAACAUUCCUAACAUGCGACUCGGGUGGCUUCCUGCUCGACUUGAGUUCCAUUUCAAUUUCAAAUUCGUCUGUGGAAGGGACAGUCAGUUUCUCUGUGCGCUCUUCGCGACCCUAGGCAUGAGUUCCCCAGGAGGCCGCGUCCUCAAUGAGGACCAGUUCAGCUGCUCCAUCUGCCUGGAAGUGUUCGUCGAGCCGGUGUCGACGCCAUGCGGCCACAGUUUCUGCAAGGCCUGCCUGCAAGGUUACUGGACCCACAGCAAGAAGUUUCUUUGCCCGAUGUGCAAGAAAAGCUACAGCAGAAGGCCAGAAAUGAGCGUUAACCGGGUCCUGGCCGAGAUCUCCGCUCAGUUUCAGGGAAUGGCGGUGGCCGAAAGUCCCGGGGUUUCCGCGCGAGGAUCCGCGCUUAAUCUGAGUGUGGACCCCGGAACGCCGGCCGCCUCGAGUAUCGACUCUGGGGAGUUUGCGCGGGUCGGCGACAUUCCCUGUGAUGCUUGUAUCGGGAGGAAGUUGAAGGCACACAAGUCGUGCGUCAACUGUCCCGGGUCCUUCUGUGAAACUCACCUGAGACAUCACAGAAAGGUGAAAUCUCUGACGUCCCAUCGGCUCAUCGAGCCUACGUUCCACCUGGAGGAGAAGAUCUGUAAGAAGCAUGAGCGUCUACUAGAAGUCUACUGCCGCACCGACCACGCUUGCGUCUGCACCGCCUGCGUGGAUACCGUGCACAAGUCUCAUGACGUGGUCUCCGUGGACCACGAGUGGAAGAAGAAGAUGAGUAGCCUCGGGAAGAAGCGGUCAGAACUGAAGCAUCUGAUUAAGGAACGAGCCAAAAAGCUGGAAGAACUCAAGCAAUCUAUUAAAGUCAUUAAGUCCAGCGCCCAGAAGGAGCUGGAGGAGAGCUGGCAGGUGUUCGCCGAGCUACAGCGGCUGGUGGAGCAGAGCCAGGCCGAGUUGGUGGAGCUCAUCGCCACCAGGCAACGCGAGGCCGAACGUCAUGCGCAGGAGCUCGCGCGAGGCCUGGAGAAUGAGUUGAGUCAAUUGAGGAGGCGGAGCCACGAACUAGACGCCCAGGCGCAGACCGAGGAUAGAGUUGUCUUCUUACAGCGCAUAGCUACCUUGCCGCCCUUGCCCGAGCCCACCGACUGGUCAGCGGUGAGCGUCAAUACCGACCUCUACCUGGGUACUAUCCGCGCGUCAGUCAGCGGGCUUGUGGACAAGUUUCAGGAGGAGCUGAAAAGACUCUACGGCAAAGAACUCCGCAAGGUGCAGAACUACUCCAGUGAAGUCAUACUGGACCCGGCCACCGCCCAAAGGAACCUGGUGCUUUCCGACGACGGUCGCCAGGUGAAGUACGAGGAACGCAAGACAUCUCACUCCGAGGGCCCCAAACGUUUCAGCCCGGCGCUGUUCGUCUUGGGUCGCGAGGGUCUCAGCUCGGGGCGCCACUACUGGGAAGUGGAUGUGACCCGCAAGACGGCCUGGACUCUGGGCGUAGCCAACGCAUCCGCCCGACGCAAAGGCGAGAUCACGCUUAGUCCGGGCGGCGGUUACUGGUGCCUGUGGCUGAAGAACGGGCAGGUGAAAGCCCUGGCCUCGUCUCGCAUUCCCCUUGUGAUUCCUUCGCUGCCCGCCAAAGUGGGGAUCUUUCUUGAUUACGAAGGCGGUCAGGUGUCCUUCUACGACCCCAAAUCCCGCCUGCACCUCUACACCUUCCUCAACACUUUCAACGAAAGCUUGUACCCCAUCUUCAGCCCUUGCAUCAGCCAGGAGGGAAAGAACGCGUCCCCUCUCGCCAUCACCCCUCAGCUGGUUUCGUGUGUCAGUGCGCUGCCAAAACUCGAAGCAACUGGGAUGUCGUCCCCCGGGAACCUCUCGGAAGAGCAGGUCCACUGCUCCAUCUGCCUGGAUGUCUUCACCAACCCCGUGUCCAUCCCGUGCGGACAUAACUUCUGCCAGGCUUGCAUUUUGGGCUACUGGAAGAGCAGCCCGCUCUACCAGUGUCCGAUGUGCAAGAAGUCCUUCUACAAGAGGCCCGACAUAAGCGUCAACACUGUUCUGAGGGAGAUUGCCGAGCAGUUUAAGGAGAUGCGAAGGAAGACUGGGGUGGAAAAGACCGCCAAAGGGAGGAAAUGGAAUGUGGAAAGACGCAGGGAAGAAGAUGAGGUGAGGCUUUUGAAUGAAGAACAUGAAGUGGACAUUGGAGGAAUGGAGGUCAAGGAGACACCUGCGGCAGAGAAACCCCCAUCUGCGCCUCUGGCACCUCCAUCCUGGCAGGAAGUCCUUUGUGACAUCUGCCUUGGCCAAGGUCGCCCCAAAGCCGUCAAAUCCUGCCUGGUGUGUCUGACCUCUUACUGCGAGGAGCACCUGGUAUCACACGCCAGCAGGUUCACCAAACACGAGCUGAUGGAGCCUGUGGCCAACAUGGAGGACCGCAUGUGCCCCAAGCACCAGCGGCUUCUGGAGCUAUUCUGCAAGAAGGACCAGACGUGUGUGUGCGUCCUGUGCACGGAGACUGACCACCGGGCGCACUACACCGUCCCCGUUGAGCGCGAAUGGACCGAGAAAAGGGCACACCUGAAGAAGAUCCAAGUGGAUGUGCAGGAGAUGAUCCAGGACAGAGUGAGGAAGGUUGAGGAACUCAACCACUCCGUGGAGCUCAACAAAGCGAGCGCCAAGAGAGAGACUGAGGACAGCGAGCAGGUCUUCUCCGAGCUGAUUCGCAUCAUCCAAAAUACUCAGGCUGAAGUGGUCGCGGCCAUCGAGGAGAAACUGAAGCGCACGGAGAACCGAGCCCAGGAUCUGGUCGCCCGACUGGAGCGGGAAAUCGUGGAGCUUAGGAGGCGCGAUAACGAUCUGGAGAACAUGGACAGAACUGACCACAUUCACUUCCUGAAGAACUUCCCGGCUAUGAGCACGCAGCCGUCCGUUCAAGACUGGACUGACACUAGCGUUCCCACUGAUAUCAGCAUCGGUUCGAUCAGGACGGCGGUGACCAGACUGGAAGCCACUUUCAAGCAAAUGGCGGACAAGCUGGCCGAUAAAGAGAUUGAGAAAGUCCUGAAGUACACAGAGGACGUGACUUUGGACCCGGACACGGCCAACCCGUGGUUGCAGCUCUCGCAGGACAGGCGGCAGGUGCGUCACCUGGGGGCGUGGCAGGACCUCCCGGAGCACCCCGACCGCUUCGACACGGUGGUCAUCGUUCUGGGCCGAGAGGGAUUCACCUCCGGCAGACAUUAUUGGGAGGUCCAGGUGGGCGAGAAGGACGACUGGUACUUGGGCGUGGCCAAGUCCUCUGUCAAGAGGAAGGGCCGCAUCUCGGUGAGCAGCGCCCACGGAUACUGGGCCCUCGCCAUGAAGAAGGGCCAAGGGUACCGCGUGUCCACCGCGCCGCCCCUCUCUCUGGCGUUGGCCUCCAAACCCAAGCGGGUGGGCGUGUACGUGGACUACGACGAGGGACAGAUAUCCUUCUACGACGUCAGGGCCCGCACGCACAUCUACACCUUUUGCGAAAGGUUGACCGGGAAGAUUCUACCCUUUUUCUACUUGUACUGCUGCGACAAGGCCUCCGACACGGUCGUCAUCUGUCCCGUGGCGGAAAAACCUCUGAUUCCUCAAAGCUAAAAUGAACAUGCUAAACAGUUAACUUAUGCUACAGCUUGUUUUUCCAGAUGAAACAAAACUCAAAUAUAUGAUUCAAAACUGCUCCAAUCAUUGUCCUGUUUUGUUCUGUUUUGUGGCAAACAAUACAAGCGAGACUAUUUUUUUCCACGUAUAUUUUUA